AUGCCAGCCAAGGGAUGGAAGAAAACCUCUGAUGGCUCCUUUACUCCUAAAGGGCCGGCAGCAAAACAAGAUAAGGAGUCUGAAAAUAUAUCGAUUGAGAACUUAUUAUUUCCCAAAGCUACAAUCGGCAAGCUCGCAAAAUCUGUCCUUCAGGGGGAUGAGAAUGAGAGCAAUAUGAUUCUUUCCAAAGAUGGACUCACUGCAGUGCAAAGAUCAGCAGUUGUGUUUGUAUCUUACCUUUACCAUCAUGCCAGAGAAGUCAGUAAGGACCAAAACCGUAAAACAGUCAACGUGCAAGAUAUACUCAAGGCUCUUGAAAAUACUGAGUUCAGUGCUCUCAUUCCUACUGUUCAAGAAGAGUUGAUAUCGUUUAAUCAGAGGAAAGAAGCAAAGAAAUUAAAGAAUGAAAAGGAUAAGGAUCAAGAGGUGGAGGAAGAAGGCGACGAUGAAAAGUACGAAGCAAACAAAAAAUUGAAAAUUGUAGAAGGCGCAGUGGAUGCAUCUUCUGUCCAUGCGUCUCAAGAACCUACCGCAGAAGAAGUUGCAGAUGACGAUGAAGCCACUGAAGAUGCUACCGAAGAGGCCAGUGAAGAGGUUUACAACCUGGUUGAAAGCUCAGAUGAAGAAGUGCCCGAAGCGCCCGACGUAAUAGAUACAAUUGAUAGAGAUCCCCUAAAUGGCGUGGAAGAACAUUCAGAGACCAAUGCGGAGGGAAGCCUUCACGAAGAAGAUGAACAAUAG
This is a messenger RNA of Komagataella phaffii GS115, 741 nucleotides long. Its product is annotated as Shared subunit of DNA polymerase (II) epsilon and of ISW2/yCHRAC chromatin accessibility complex. Gene Ontology annotation, cellular component: CHRAC; epsilon DNA polymerase complex. Gene Ontology annotation, biological process: DNA damage response; leading strand elongation; heterochromatin formation. The record is from RefSeq and is a predicted model, not a curated record. NCBI's taxonomy places the organism in Eukaryota, Fungi, Ascomycota, Pichiomycetes, Pichiales, Pichiaceae. The coding region runs from base 1 to 741 and encodes 246 amino acids. Gene Ontology annotation, molecular function: protein heterodimerization activity; chromatin DNA binding. The transcript is spliced from 2 exons.